UCACAGUCAGCUGACUGCGACUGUAGGCUGCAGUUUGCUACUUCAGUGGAAAUGUGUUUUUGCUAUGUUGUGUUUUAGUCUUACGAGUGUUUUAUGUUCGAGUUUUUUUAUUAAUUUAUUUAACUUUACUCACAGCAGAUGUGUUAAGCUUGUCGGGACUUAAUGGGCUCCUCACAUUGUUUUUAAUAGCAGUUCGUGUUGGCGCAACUUCCUAAGUUGCCAUGUUCAUUAAUUAGCAGAAAUGCAGUGGAAAAGCUUUUCUGUCUUUGCGUUACUCAUUCACGUCACACAAACUUCAGGCACUUCAUAUGUGAUCACAGUUGAUGUGGGGAGACCAGUAGCAGAUCUGAAACACUUCUGGAGAAGCACUGGUUUCUGUCCCCCUCUCCCUCACAGCCAGGCCCACCAGUUUGACCUGAACAUCGACCAGCAGCUGAACCUGGCCUAUGUGGGCUCAGUCCCCCAUGGAGGGAUCCAGCAGGUCAGGAUACACUGGAUGUUGGAGCUGGUCACGGCACAAGAUAUUAGAGGACAACCCCAGUACAACUUCACUAAACUGGACCAGCUGAUAGAACUCUUGUGGAUUAAUGGACUCCGACCAGGUUUUGAACUGAUGGGCAGUGUCUCUAACUACUUCACUGAUUUUGAGGACAAAUCACAAGUGGUCGAGUGGAGAAACCUGAUUUAUCUCAUAGCCAAGAGAUACAUCGACAGAUAUGGUUUAGGAAGUGUUUCUCAGUGGAACUUUGAAACAUGGAACGAGCCAAACAACCAUGACUUCGAUAAUGUCACAGUGUCGAUUCAAGGAUUUUUAAACUACUACGAUGCCUGCUCUGAGGGUCUGCGUUCUGCCAGCAGUCUGCUGAGGUUUGGGGGUCCAGGAGACUCAUGUCAUUCCCCCCCACACUCACCAUACUGCUGGGCCAUGCUCCAGCACUGCUACAAUGGCACCAACUAUUUCACUGGAGAGACGGGGGUCCGAAUUGACUACAUCGCUCUGCACAAGAAGGGAGGAGGCUACUCCAUGCCCAUCCUCCAGCAGGAGAUCCAGACAGUGGGGGAGAUCCAGGAGCAUUUCCCCCGCUUCUGCAGCCUCCCUGUUUACAAUGAUGAGGCUGAUCCUCUGGUGGGCUGGUCCAGGCCUCAGGAGUGGAGGGCUGACGUGACCUACGCAGCCAUGGUGGUCAAGGUAAUCCACCAGCACCAGGAUCUGCUGCUGACUGACCCAAACAGCACCAUCAACUACACCCUGCUCAGCAACGACAACGCCUUCCUCAGCUACCACCCGCACCCCUUCACCCAGCGCACGCUGACCGCACGCUUCCAGGUCAACAACACCCAUCCGCCUCACGUGCAGCUGAUCAGGAAGCCUGUCCUCACCGUCAUGGGCCUGCUGGCUCUGCUAGGAGAGACCCAGGUCCUGGCUCAGGUUUUGAGCUCAGCAGGAACCAACAACAGCACAGUGGGAGUUCUUGCCAGCAGCCACAAGCCUGUAAUACAUGGCACCUCAGACAGCUGGCAGGCAGCAGUGCUGGUCUACAACAGUGACGACAACAGCACCUCUACCAGCACUGAUGAUGUCACUGUCUCACUGAAAGGACUGGCUGCACAAACAGGUCUUGUGUAUGUCACAUAUUACAUGGACAAUAAUGUGACUAACCCGUACCAGCUGUGGCAGAGCAUGGGAGGCCCUGACUACCCCACAGCAGAACAGUUCAGACGGCUCCGGACUGUGCAGGACGCUCAUGUUGAUGGACCCUGGCCCGUUCCUGCAGGCGACACUCUGACUCUGAAAGCUAAACUGUCUGUGCCCUCUGUCCUCCUGAUCCAUGUUUGUGCUCAGGCCAAAGCUGUGCCAGACCAGGUCAAUGGAUUACGCUUCAUCCGGAUCACCAAAGGCCAAGUCCUGAUUGUCUGGUCUGAUCACUGUGUUGACUCCAAAUGCAUCAAGACAUUUGAAGUGGAAAUCUCUACAGAUGGCAAGGAGUUCAGCAGGAUUAAUACCCAGGACACCAUUUUUACCUCAUAUGUUUAUUCACCUGUGGACCAGGAGAUUGGCGGUCUGUACAGAGUUCGAGCGGUGGACUACUGGGGAAGACCUGGCCCGUACUCACUGCCUGAGAGGUAUUCAGAGGAGCACUAGAGCAGGGUCAACUCCAGUAGCAUUCAUAACACGUUCUUGAAUUCUCUUGUACAGUGUAAAUUCAUUUUUAUAGAGAUCAAUAUGUUUUAUGAUUCAUCUGUGAGCAGUUCAGCACUGUUUCAUCUGCCCAGUCACACCACAGAUAUACAAUUAUUAUUUUUGAACAUGUUCUUUUUGACAGUAAAAAUGUGAAAUGAGAAUUUGAAUGGUUGCUGUUGCACUUGCAUAUCAUGUGUCGUUAUUGGAAGGAAAGUACAAGUUUUAUACAUCAUUUGACUGAAUGCUGAGAUUAGUUAGAACCUGUUACAGACAUGCAAAUCAUAUCGAUACAUUCAGAAUGUUUUGUAGGUUUUAAUUGUUAUAUUUUAUACUUGAAAUGUCUCAAAUUUUUAUGAGACGUGAAUGUGUUUUUUAUAGUGGAUAAGUAAAAGUUGGAUCAUCCACCAAUCAAAAGUGUUUACAGUCAUUUCAACAAAGACAAGGACAACUGCAAGUUUCUUUACAAAAUUUAUUGUCACCAAUACAGAACAAUUAAACAGUGCAGAUGUUUCCCAUCA
This is a messenger RNA of Thunnus maccoyii (southern bluefin tuna), 2700 nucleotides long. RefSeq names its product alpha-L-iduronidase (gene idua). The coding region runs from base 242 to 2143 and encodes 633 amino acids. NCBI's taxonomy places the organism in Eukaryota, Metazoa, Chordata, Actinopteri, Scombriformes, Scombridae. The transcript has 14 exons. Gene Ontology annotation, molecular function: L-iduronidase activity. The record is from RefSeq and is a predicted model, not a curated record. Gene Ontology annotation, biological process: carbohydrate metabolic process.